AUGAAAAGGACUGUGGUGCGCCAUAAUGCAAUACCAGACGAGCUUCUACACAAUGAGUCGCUGAAUGCUGCCAUUGCAAAGCUGCCGUCGAACUACAACUUUGAAAUCCACAAGACCAUUCACAGAAUCAAUCAAGUGGGAGCGAAGACCGUAUGUCUCCAAUUCCCUGAGGGACUUGCAGUCUACGCUUGUGCAAUUGCCGAUAUUAUCAGACAUUUCGCACAUGUAAAGGUGAUUGUGAUGGGAGAUGUCUCGUAUGGCGCUUGCUGUGUGGAUGAUUACUCUGCGAAGCGAUUAGGGGCCGAUUUUAUGGUGCACUACGGCCACUCCUGUUUGAUACCCAUUCAAGUGACUCAAAUUCCUGUUUUAUACAUCUUUGUCGAAUUGAAGAUCAACGUGGACCAUUUGGUGAAAUCGAUCCUCGCCAACGUUCCAGAUGAUCAGCGAAUCGCUCUUUUAGGCACAAUUCAGUUUUCCCAAGCCAUUCAUCAAGCUGCUGCUGCCUUAAAGCCGCAUUACCCUGAGGUCAUUAUUCCUCAGGAAAAGCCGCUUUCUCGCGGUGAGGUUCUCGGGUGUACAUCGCCCUUCAUGCCGACCACCGACUGCAUGAUCUUCAUUGCAGACGGCCGGUUCCACGUUGAAAGCGCAAUGAUCACGAACCCGAACGUGCGAGCGCUUCGUUACAACCCCUACACACUCGAAAUGACGGAGGAGGAAUACGAUCUCACCAAAAUGACGCGGCUGCGAUCGGCCGAGGUGGAGAAAGCUCGGUCCUGCAAGCAUUGGGGGAUCAUUCUAGGCACGCUGGGUCGGCAGGGGAAUAUUAAGCUGCUGGAGCGAUUGCAGACACUGUUGAAGCAGCGAAACAUCGAAUAUGAUGUGGUGCUGCUCUCCGAGAUCUCGAAUGCGACUCUAACGCGGAUGACACACAUCGAUUGCUGGGUACAGCUGGCUUGCACGCGGCUCUCGAUCGACUGGGGGACGGAAUAUGAGAAGCCGCUGCUGACGUGCUAUGAAGGCAUGGUGGCUUUGGGAGAGGUGGAGUGGAAAGAGCAGUACCCGAUGGAUUGGUACAGCGCAAAUGGAGGAAUCUGGGCAAAUGGAACUCGGAGUUGGAGUGUUUGUUUUAGUAGAGGAAUGAAGUGGAGGGGUAUAUAA
This is a messenger RNA of Blastocystis hominis, 1158 nucleotides long. RefSeq lists its product as hypothetical. NCBI's taxonomy places the organism in Eukaryota, Bigyra, Opalinata, Blastocystidae. Gene Ontology annotation, biological process: protein histidyl modification to diphthamide. Bases 1 to 1158 code for a protein of 385 amino acids. Gene Ontology annotation, molecular function: 2-(3-amino-3-carboxypropyl)histidine synthase activity. The record is from RefSeq and is a predicted model, not a curated record. The transcript is spliced from 5 exons.